AUGGAGGAGCUGGUGGGGCUGCGUGAGGGGUCCUCAGGAAACCCUGUGACUCUGCGGGAACUGUGGAGCCCGUGUCCUCGCAUCCGUAGAGCCAUCCGAGAUGGCCUGGGGUGGCUGAAGCAGAAGCUCUUCCGGGAGGGCGAGGACUGGCACCUCUUAAUGACCCUCGGGGUGCUCAUGGCCCUCAUCAGCUACACCAUGAACUUCGUUGUCGCCCGCGUGGUCCGAGCACACAACUGGCUGUACCGAGAGAUUGGGGACAGCCAUCUGCUCCGGUACCUCUCCUGGACUGUGUACCCCGUGGCCCUGGUCUCCUUCUCCUCAGGCUUCUCUCAGAGCAUCACACCCUUCUCUGGAGGUUCUGGGAUCCCAGAGCUGAAGACCAUCCUGUCUGGUGUGAUCUUGGAGGACUACCUGGACAUCAAGAACUUUGGUGCCAAGGUUGCGGGCCUCACCUGCACCUUGGCCUGUGGCAGCACCAUCUUCCUGGGCAAAGUGGGCCCCUUCGUGCACCUGUCGGUGAUGAUCUCAGCCUACCUGAGCCGUGUGCGCACCAAGGCCGUCAAGGAGUCUGAGAACAGGCGCAAGCAGAAGGAAAUGCUGGUGGCAGCUGCGGCGGUGGGCGUGGCCACAGUCUUCGCGGCCCCAUUCAGUGGCGUCCUGUUCAGCAUCGAGGUCCUGGCCUCGCACUACUCCGUCUGGGAUUACUGGAGGAGCUUCUUCGCCGCCACCUGCGGGGCCUUCAUGUUCCGCCUCCUGGCCGUCUUCAACAGCGAGCAGGAGACCAUCACCUCCCUCUUCAAGACCAGUUUCCGGGUGGACGUUCCCUUUGACCUGCCUGAGAUCUUCUUUUUUGUGUUGUUGGGGGCCAUCUGCGGCAUCCUGAGCUGCGCCUACCUCUUCUGUCAGCGGACCUUCCUCAUAUUCAUCAGGACCAAUCGCUUCACCUCCAAACUACUAGCCACCAGCAAGCCAGUGUACGCUUCCCUGGUGGCCUUGAUCCUUGCCUCCAUCACCUACCCCCCUGGCGUGGGCCGCUUCAUAGCCUCUCGGCUGUCCAUGAGACAACAUCUGGACUCUCUAUUUGACAACAACUCAUGGGCGCUCAUUACCCGCAACUCAAGCCCUCCAUGGCCGGUAGAGCCUGACCCCCAAAACCUCUGGUUCGAGUGGUACCACCCAAACUUCACCAUUUUUGGAACCCUCGCCUUCUUUCUGGUUAUGAAGUUCUGGAUGGUGAUUCUGGCCACCACAAUCCCUAUGCCUGCGGGGUACUUCAUGCCCAAAUUCGUCUUUGGAGCUGGCAUUGGGCGCCUCUUGGGAGAAGCCCUCUCUGUCGCCUUCCCCAAAGGCAUCCUCGCUGGAGGGGUCACCUAUCCUAUCAUUCCUGGGGGCUAUGCCUUGGCUGGGGCUGCUGCCUUCUCAGGGGCAGCGACCCACACCAUCUCCACGGCGAUGCUGGCCUUCGAGCUCACGGGCCAGAUCCUGCACGCACUUCCCGUGUUGAUGGCAGUGCUGACGGCCAAUGCCAUUGCCCAAAGCUGCCAGCCCUCUUUCUACGAAGGAACCAUCAUCGCCAAGAAGUUGGCAUUCCUGCCAAGGGUCCUGGGCCGCAAACUCCGCUCCGAAGGCGUGAUUGUGGAACACUUCAUGAACUGCGCCAUCACCACGCUGGCCAAGGACACACCCCUGGAAGAGGUGGUCAAGGUCGUGACCUCUACAGAUGUGGCUGAGUUCCCUCUGACGGAGAGCACAGAGUCCCAAAUCCUGGUGGGCUUUGUGCGAAGGGCCCAGUUGAUGCAGGCCCUCCAGGCUGAACCAACUUCUUGGCCUCCAGAACACCAGAGGUGUUUCCAGGACAUCUUGGCUGGUGGCUGUCCUGUGGAGCCUGUGACCCUGCAGCUGUCCCCAGAAAUGUCCCUGCACCAGGCACACAACCUCUUUGAGCUGAUGAACCUUCAGUCUCUUUUCGUGACUUCUCGGGGCAAAGCUGUGGGCUUUGUGUCCUGGGUGGAGUUGAAGAAAGCAAUUUCUAACCUGACAAAUCCCCCGGCCCCAAAGUGA
Elephantulus edwardii (Cape elephant shrew) is the source of this 2064-nucleotide messenger RNA. It is a transcript of the gene CLCNKB, whose product is annotated as chloride channel, voltage-sensitive Kb. Gene Ontology annotation, molecular function: voltage-gated chloride channel activity. The transcript has 19 exons. The record is from RefSeq and is a predicted model, not a curated record. Bases 1 to 2064 code for a protein of 687 amino acids. Gene Ontology annotation, biological process: transmembrane transport; chloride transport. Gene Ontology annotation, cellular component: membrane. Lineage: Eukaryota; Metazoa; Chordata; Mammalia; Macroscelidea; Macroscelididae.